This is a messenger RNA of Penaeus monodon (black tiger shrimp), 969 nucleotides long. RefSeq names its product very low-density lipoprotein receptor-like. Gene Ontology annotation, cellular component: plasma membrane. Gene Ontology annotation, molecular function: protein binding. Bases 1 to 969 code for a protein of 322 amino acids. The transcript is spliced from 6 exons. NCBI's taxonomy places the organism in Eukaryota, Metazoa, Arthropoda, Malacostraca, Decapoda, Penaeidae. The record is from RefSeq and is a predicted model, not a curated record.
AUGGUUUUUAAGCAGUGUGCCGAUGGCUCUGAUGAAGAUCACGAAGUUUGCGCAACGUCAGGCUGUUCGAGGGGGAUUCGGGGGAAAUGCAUUGACCCGAUUUGUAUUGUGAUGGAGUGGAUGAUUGUGAAGAUGGAUCUGAUGAAAGCAAACUGCCAGUCCUUUGAAUGUCCGGAGGAAGCUUUCAUUGCACUUCUGUGCGAUGGCACAGAGUCGUGCGUUGAUGGCAGUGACAAAGCGAGUUGUGACUCCUUCCAGUGUCCCGAAGAUCGAUCCUACAAAUGUGAUUCAGGGGAAUUGCCCGACAUCCGUUGCAGUUCAGGGAAUGGGUUUUUUUGGCAGUUAGCUUGUGACGGUGGGUUUAAUGCAAAGAUGGAAGUGAUGAAAAUAAUUGCAAGGACCAAGCUGCUAUGGGGUCGUAUUUUGCUGGAAUGCCGACGUCCCUACCAUCGGUGUGACGGCUUCGUGCAGUGUAGCGACGGGAGUGACGAAAUCAACGCCCGCAACUUCACGUGCCCAGAUAAAACGGCCUUUCAAAUGUGCUUCGGAAUCUGCAUUACCCUAUAUCAAAUUUGCAAAGGAUUCGAUGACUGCGGAGAUGGAAGCGUGAAGUUUGACUGCCAGGAUUCAAGUGUCCUCCUGAGGACAGCCUUCCAAUGUCCAGAGGGCACUGUAUUCCCGUCCCUUUUGUAUGUAAUGGGGACAGGAACUGCCUUGGAGGCGGCGAUGAAAAAAAUUGUGAGAACUACGAGGUGCAAUGUCCCAAAAAGUUUAAGUUUCGAAGCUGAAAAACAAAUGCAUAAGGUGUCAUGGGUAUGUGAUGACUUUGAAGACUGUAGUGAUGGAUCAGAUGAGGAAAAACUGCGGCUAAGUGGUUACUGUCAAAUGUACACGAAGCCAGAAUGUGCCUAUAUGGCCAUCAAGAUGGGAGCUGAAAAAGAAAAUUGGCCUCUCGAAGCCGUGAUCUAA